This is a messenger RNA of Oryza sativa Japonica Group (Japanese rice), 858 nucleotides long. Lineage: Eukaryota; Viridiplantae; Streptophyta; Magnoliopsida; Poales; Poaceae. The record is from RefSeq and is a predicted model, not a curated record.
AUGGCAAAUCGCGAAGUUGCGCGCCAUGUCGCGCACGACGCCGUCGAGCCCUCUGUCGCGCGCGACGCCGCCGCGCUCCCCAACGGCCGGCGGGACGCCGAGCCGACUCGCCGUCGCGCCGCCGUCGCCGACCACCCCGCAAAGCAGAAGCGCGCGCCGUCCGCCGCGGCGCGGAGGCCGUCGCGGGCGCUCCGCGCCAUCCGCGCGCUGCUCCGGUCGCUCCCGUUCGUGGCGCCCGCCGCGUGCCGCCCGUCGUCCGCGCUCCCGCGGCGGCACAACAGGCCGCACGACGGGCACGCCGGCGGCGGGGCGCGCGUGACGGGGACGUUCUACGGCCACCGGCGCGCGCGCAUCACCCUCGCCGUCCAGGAGCGGCCCGGCAGCCUCCCGUCCCUCGUGCUCGAGCUCGGCGUGCCGACGGCGAAGCUGAUGCAGGAGAUCUCCACCGGCGGCGGGCACGUCCGCGUCGCGCUGGAGUGCGAGAAGAGGCCCAAGAAGUUGCCGUCGGCGCCGCCGGAGCAGGCGAGCGUGAGCCUCCUGGAGGAGGCCAUGUGGACGGCGUACGUGAACGGGCGGCGCGUCGGGUACGCGGUGAGGCGGGAGGCGUCGGAGGGCGACCUCGCCGUGAUGCAGCUGCUGAGCACGGUGUCGGUCGGCGCCGGCGUGCUGCCCGGGGACGUGCUGGCCGAGCCGGCCGGGGCGGAGGGAGACGGCGAGGUGACGUACAUGCGCGCCGGGUUCGACAGGGUCGCCGGGAGCAAGGACUCGGAGUCGUUCUACAUGGUCAACCCCGACGGCGACGCCGGCGCCGGCGCCGGCGGCGGGACGGAGCUGAGCAUAUUCUUUGUCAGGGUGUAG